CACGAAUCUAGUGGUACAGUUAGGAAGUCAUAGUUUCUCUCUGAUCUGAGAGUGACAAACGUAUGUCUUUUUACAGCUCGUUCUUGCUUUGCUUGAGUCAUGGCAGAGAGACGGAGCGUGAGCGCUGUCCCUGUGAUCUGCCCUAUCUCGUGCCCCGCAAAGCUUGGCAUACCACCUUGAUUGAGCCGAGGGGAUUUUUCGCCUCUGGAUUUGGAUGCUCCUUCAUGAUAUCGACAUUGAUAAAGGAACAUUUCUUAUCAUUGUCCGUUCGCGCCGCUACAAAUCACAUGGCCUAUCUUGAUACGUCUGGCUCUGGUUCGCGUUGACAAUAUAAGAUGAAGUAAAGGACAACAUCAUAUCAACUAUCAAUCUACAUCGAUUUCUGCCGAUCAAUUCAUGAUGGCCGUUGGUACAAAAUUUAGGGAGUACUUGAGCCCUGGAGGCAGUUCUGAGGGCGAGAGGAAGUUGGUGCAGAAGCUCGAUUUCUUCAUCUUGACUUUCUGUUGUUUGAUGUACUUUCUGAAUUAUCUGGAUAGAAGCAAUCUCACUAAUGCAUAUGUCUCUGGCAUGAAAGAAGACCUUGACUUCAAAGGCAAUGAGCUUACGCAAAUUAAUACGGUAUUCACAGUUGGCUAUGUCAUUGGGCAAAUUCCUUCCAACAUCGCUCUCUACUACGUCAAGCCUCGCAUAUUCUUCCCGUCGAUGUUGAUUGUGUGGGGCUGUCUGACCAUGGUCACGGCUGCUACUCACAACCCUCACUCAAUCAUGGCUAUCCGCUUCUUCCAAGCUUUGGCAGAGUCCAGCACCUUUGUCGGAACACAUUACAUCCUGGGAGCUUGGUACACUGAGCGCGAACUCGGUAAGCGAAGCGGUAUCUUCACAGCUUCUGGUCUUGCUGGUACUAUGAUCGGAGGAUUCAUCCAGACUGGCAUUCACUCUUCCAUGGAUGGACUACAAGGACUUGCCGGAUGGAGAUGGCUCUUCAUCGUCGACGGACUGAUUUGUCUACCCGUCGCGAUCUACGGCUUCCUCUUGUUCCCAGAUACCCCAUCAACGACCAAAGUGCCGUAUCUGUCCGAAACCGAACGUGAGCUUGCCCGCUCUCGUGUUCCUCGUCAUGUCGAACGUGCACCAUUCAAUUGGUCCUUCGUCAAGCGAGUCUUUGGCUCUUGGUACUUCUACGGCUUUGUCAUGCUAUGGAUCAUUGCCGGCGAGACAGAGUCGUUCUCAUCCAACUCUUUGCUCGCUCUCUACAUGAAAGCACACCCUGAGCGCAAAUACGCAGUAUCUCAGCUCAACAACUACCCGACCGGUGUACCUGCAGUCGGUAUCGUCUCUACUAUCUUCUGGGCUACACUUACGGAUUUCCUUGGCGGUAAAAGAUAUUUGGUCGGGUACUGGAUCGGCCUUACUGGUAUUAUCACAUCUGCCAUGAUUCUUGCGCCUUCUGCUACCACUGCGUCGACUUUUGGUGCAUACUACUGGGCCGGCUCAGUUUAUGCUUGUCAAGCAACCUUUUUCGCCUGGGCAAACGACGCCCUCCGCUACGAAGAAGACAGUCUCCGCGCCGUCGUAAUCGCAUCCAUGAAUGCAGGCAGUGGCGCCGUAAAUGCAUGGUGGUCCAUCAUCUUCUACUCUGCAGACUUUGCACCCAAGUUCACGAGGGGUGUGUGGGCUAUGAUUGGAUGUUCUAUUGCUUUGGUAAUUUGGACGGCCGGGGUCACGUGGAUGUGUGUCAGGACGGAGGAGAAGAGGGUUAGUCAGGGUGUGGAGACUGAGGAGGGAGGAGAUGAGGCUAUUAGUGUGGACGGAGGUCGUGAUGAAAAGGCUUGAUUGGACAGUAAUUCGAGGCUUUGAAUUUGAUCUGCUUGAGAUACCUCAUUAUCGUC
Molecule: messenger RNA, 1889 nt
Organism: Aureobasidium subglaciale EXF-2481
Lineage: Eukaryota; Fungi; Ascomycota; Dothideomycetes; Dothideales; Saccotheciaceae
Exons: 5
Coding region: 400-1833 (477 amino acids)
Biological process (GO): pantothenate import across plasma membrane
Cellular component (GO): plasma membrane
Molecular function (GO): pantothenate transmembrane transporter activity
Source: RefSeq, a predicted model, not a curated record